Molecule: messenger RNA, 951 nt
Organism: Spodoptera littoralis (African cotton leafworm)
Lineage: Eukaryota; Metazoa; Arthropoda; Insecta; Lepidoptera; Noctuidae
Source: the annotation of a GenBank genome assembly
AUGGGCGCCGACAAGCCGAAUGGCGUGGUCAACUACUGCCGAAGACCAGUUCAGAGACCCUUCCUCCAAAGAAUCCAGUAUGGAAUCUGGAAUCCAGAAGACAGAACAUUCCUGGGCAGAACUCCACAUCGAUGGGGUGUGAUAGGGCUGAUCUACCUGGUGAUGUACAUCUGCAUCAUCAUCUUCUUCUCCAUCUGCAUGUGUGGUCUGCUCGCCAGCAUGGACGAAAAGAUCCCCUACUUCACACUCGCUGACUCCAUCAUUGGAGCAAACCCUGGCAUGGGUCACAGACCCAUACUGUUCGAGGAAGGAGCUCUCAUCUGGUACCAUGCUGACAAUGAAACUCAAGUCAAGAAGUAUGUGGAUAACAUCAAUGAGUUUCUCGCGCCAUACAACAACAAGAGCUUGUUAGUGAACCAGGGCGUGAACCAGCGUGAGUGUGGUGACGUGAAGCCUCCAAGAAAUGAGGUCUGCGCCUUCAACACUACCGCCAAUUUCGGGCCUUGCAACAUGGAGAAUAACUACGGAUACGCCAACAAAACACCCUGUCUUAUUAUCAAAUUGAAUAGGUUAUAUGACUGGAACCCUGACUUCUACGACGAUCCUGGCGACUUACCACCUGAGAUGCCUCCUGACAUACGAAAUUAUAUAAUGAAUGCUACUGCACAGGAACGUCGCAAAGUCUGGGUGUCGUGUAUGGGUGAGCGGCCGGCUGACGUGGAAGCUCUGGGCGAGCUGAAGUACUGGCCCUACCCUGGUCUAUCAGAGACCUUCUUUCCGUAUGACAACACUCCUGGCUACCUGAGCCCGCUGGUCGCUGUGCAGCUACUAAAACCUAAAUUGCAUCAAAUAAUAAACAUCCGCUGCCGCGCGUGGGCGCGCAAUAUCAUCUACACGGAUAGUCUGAAAGAUAGAUUCGGCUCCACGCACUUGGAGAUCAUGAUCGACUGA